Molecule: messenger RNA, 2046 nt
Organism: Fundulus heteroclitus (mummichog)
Lineage: Eukaryota; Metazoa; Chordata; Actinopteri; Cyprinodontiformes; Fundulidae
Product: testis-specific serine/threonine-protein kinase 1
Exons: 5
Coding region: 110-1393 (427 amino acids)
Biological process (GO): protein phosphorylation
Molecular function (GO): protein kinase activity; ATP binding
Source: RefSeq, a predicted model, not a curated record
GGAAGGUGUGGAUGAGCAGGUAUAAAGGGAGGGAGGAAUGUAAAGUCAUGUUCAGACCUGACUGGACUUCUUCCCUUCAAGAGCGAAAAGAUCUACCCGUACCUCCAGGAUGGCGUACUCAACGGGAACGCUGGCGAAAGGCUGCUUUGGGAAAGUCUACAGGGUAAAGUACAAGGGCACCUGGGCUGCCAUGAAGAAGGUCCCCCAGCAGCUCAUCGAACGGAAAGAUCUGGAGCGAGAAUGCGAAGUUUACAACAAAGCAAGUCAUCCCAACAUAGUGAAGCUUCUGGGCAACAUCACUCUGGAAGAAGGGAAAUGGAUUAUUCCACUAGAGUUUAUCUUUGGAGAAGAUUUGGAGACGACGAUUUUCCAGGCAUCAAAGUCCAAAAUACAGAUGACUGCGACCAAUAAAGCUUUUAUUGUUACGGGGAUGUGUGAAGGGUUGCUUCACCUCCACAGGAACGAUAUCGUCCAUCAGGAUCUCAAGCCUGAAAACAUCAUGGUGGAACAUGGGACAUGCAGAGCCGUCAUCAUUGACCUGGGCCUGGCGAAGUUUUUCCGACACGGUCUAAACUCUGCUAUAGACAUGGGGAACGAGGCGUACUCAGCUCCAGAAGUCCUUAGGAGGGGAAGCCAACGAAGUCAGCGUUCAGACGUCUGGGCCAUGGGGAAGAUCAUUGCUGAGCUUUACGCCCGGGUUCGGCUUCACACGCCCUCCGUCAAUCCUGCUAAGAUCAAGGAGACCUUGCAGGGUCAGCCAUACUGUGAGACUGUGAUUAGGAUGGUGGAGACAGACCCCUUUCGGAGGGCCACCAUGGAGGGCGUCAUAGAUGAGAUACGAAAAGCUGGAGAAGCAGCGAACGGAAAAAGUGCACCAGUUAAGAAAGAUCUCAAGCCAACAUCGACUGAUGAUGCUCCCAGGAAGAGCUCUCCAUCACCAAUGGAUAGACGUUUAAACCCGCCUGUCAAGAAUCCUUUAGGGGCAAUCAGCGACCCGCCAUCAUUUAUUAAAGCCAGAGAUCCCUCUCCAUUCCACAGAGACAGAGUUGCACCAUCUCCACGAUGGGAGCCAACACCCAGACCAGAAAUGAUGCGCCAGCCUUUGCGCCCCCAGCCUCGGCCGACUGGCAGUCCCUUCACAAAGCUGUCCGAGGACAGAAACAGACGCCAGCCUAUGUUCCCGCCCGGCAGGACAAAUGUUCCACCUACUAUCGAACAGCUGAAGCAGAAAUACAAAGCUGCUCGGGAUCUUCCCAACAGUUUGCCCAAAACAGGGAAACUGCAGAUGCGGCGCGUUGAGAAGAACAAUGGGAAAAUUGAAACAUGGGAGCAGACGGUGGAGACAGAGGGUGGUAAAAUUAUCAGAUAUAAAGAUGUUAAAGUCGAAGACUAAAAAAAGAUCUUUGAACCACUCCAUGUCUUUAAAGACAACAGACUCAUAAAAGGACUUUUAAGAGAACAUGGUGUGAACCUGGUGGACAGCAUCUAUUCCUCAGGAACCAGGGGGCGAGUUAAACAUGUUUACAGGAUUUGCAGUCUGCAUGCGGCAGCAUCAGGGUGUAUUGUAAGAAAAGAGGAUGGUGGUAAAAGGGAAGAUAGGGACUUAAAAUGAGCUGUAAAUAUGCACGACUAAAGAGGAGAAAACCCCUCGAUAUACAUUCUGCCAUCCUGCCUGUCGGGUCACGUUUGACAGCACAAUAUCCGCCAGAGCUUAAUGUCGGUGGAAGGAGAAAAAUUAAAAGAUGUGCUGUCCUCUUUUUUUACCAGCUGUAAUGUUGUUCUUUUUUUAAUAUCUUCUUUAUUUAAUCUACGGUUAUGUUUUUUAAAUUUCUAUUUCACCUGUAGUCUUGCUUAUUGAACUGUCUGACCCUCGUGUCUCCUGUUUUUCUUUUAUUUAUUUAUUGUCUGUCAUCUAAAAGUUGUUCAACCUCUCACUUUUUUUUGCCAUGUAUUUUUACAUUCCUCAGCACCAGUCUAUACUUUCUACUUAAUCCAUUGUAUAAAGUGAUUUAGCCCUUUCUGAAUAAAGUUUUGCUUAGAUCAGAA